AUGUAUGAUUUUGGGCGAAAAAUAUGGACAACCAAAGGAGAAGAGCAUGAGGAAGGUAAGAAGAAAUUUAUAGAUUCACUCAAGUUACUGGAGCUAGAAGCAUUGGGAGACAAGCCUUACUUUGGAGGGGAAAACUUUGGUUUUGUGGAUAUUGCCCUGAUUGGAUUCUACAGCUGGUUUUAUGCCUAUGACACCUUUGGCAACUUCAGCAUAGAGGCCGAGUGCGCUAAGCUCGUCGCUUGGGGCAAGAGAUGUAUGCAGAGGGAGAGCGUCUCGACGUCUCUAGCUGACCCUCAUAAGAUCUAUGAGAUGCUACAAGUAUUUAGAAAGAAUCAUGGAAUGGAAUAAACAUACUCAUGUGCUUCAUAAUCCAUGAAUGGCACUUAGUUCUGCCUCGUAUAUUCGUUUUUCUAGGAAUAAAGACAUUUCGCCUAGCUGGCUUGUGAUGUAUCAGUAUUAUUUUUUGUAAUUCAGCUGCUGCUGCUUCUCAUUUGGACUGAGCAGCGACUACUUAAAAGUAAUAUCCCACUUCAUGCAUUUUGGAUUUGAAUAUUGU
Messenger RNA from Nicotiana tabacum (common tobacco), 556 nucleotides. The record is from RefSeq and is a predicted model, not a curated record. Lineage: Eukaryota; Viridiplantae; Streptophyta; Magnoliopsida; Solanales; Solanaceae.